AUGGCACCCUUCAAGGAGAAGGAGGAUGGCAAGGUCCCCACGGAGGACGACAAGGUCCAGACAGAUGAUGAGGCCAAGCGUCAGCAGGAGGAGGAGGAGGAGGAAGAGUCUCUUUUCGUUUCCCAGGAUUCUCCUGGCGCUCCUGAGACUGAAGAGGCUGCCAAGGAGACCAUCCAGAAUGGCCUCAAGCGAGAACACGAUGAAGACGAGACCUUGACCCCUGCUGCUAAGAAGUCGAAGACCAAUGUUGCCGCCACAGAGACAGACGACAAGAAGAAGAAUGUUGUUGAGAAGAUGACCGAGGAUCAGGCCAAGGCAAGGAUCAACCAGUACUCUCGCGUUAUCCGAGAUGUCCUACUGAAGGACAAGGAGUCCGAGAAGGGCUCUGUCAAGGCUUUGCAAAAGUAUGACGGCCAUUGGGCCAUCAAGGACGGCAACGUCCGUUGGUACUGUGACCACCGAAACAGUGCCAACGUCAAGUGCACCACAGACGUUGGCCCUAAGUUCAAGGAUGUCCACAGCCACAACCACAAGAUCAAGUCUCAUGGAGGAGAGGGCGCCUACAAGAAAAAUCAGGACUCUGGUGAGCUCCCUGUCGGCGAGUGUCUGCUCCACGGCAUCAUGAAUUGCGACUCCAACAAGGGAGCCGGUUGGGAUAACUUUAAUGCGUACCAGAAGCACGUGGAGUCUCACUUUCCGGGUGAGAAGGGCAGAAACCGCCCUACGGAGCUCCAGACAAAGACUGAGUUGCACCGUCAGGCCGCAAAGGCCAAGGAGACUGGAAAGCCCUAUUCAGAGACAUGGGCCACUUGGGUUCCAGCUGAGGGAUCGAAGAGGACUGGAGAUCCCGACUUCGAUUUUGCUCCCGCUCGCAGAACUCUCCAACUGAGGUACAUCUUCUCCCGCCUGAACGGCAUCCACGAGCGGGAGCAGCAGAUGGCUCAGCAGAUGGCCCAGGAGAGUCAGAAUCUGGUCCAGGAGCGUCAGGAUCUGAUCCGUAUGCUGCAGAAUCUUCAUGUGUCUCCUCCUGCUAUGCCUCAGGCUCCUGCUAUGCCUCAGGCUCCUGCUAUGCCUCAGGCUCCUGCUAUGCCUCAGGCUCCUGCUAUGUUUCAAGCUCCUGAGAUGUCUUCGGCUUCUGCUCAGUUUCCGGCCUUGACGAUUCGCGCCGGCCAGAACAACCAGCCUCAGGAUCAUGACGGAAACGGCCAAGGCGAGAUAACCAUGGCCUCAGGUGCUCGUAACAACACCAACGAGACUCAGGAUACGGUUAUGACCGAUGUCAACGAGAAUGAUUCGCCCGCCAAUGAGGCUGCUCAGAACGAUGGCGAUGAUGAGGCUGCCCCGGUUGACACGUCGGUUGGUAAGUCUAAAGACCCUUGGGAUUUUGAUGACCCUUGGGGUAUCUACAAAUAA
Pestalotiopsis fici W106-1 is the source of this 1413-nucleotide messenger RNA. RefSeq lists its product as uncharacterized. Lineage: Eukaryota; Fungi; Ascomycota; Sordariomycetes; Amphisphaeriales; Sporocadaceae. The record is from RefSeq and is a predicted model, not a curated record. The transcript is spliced from 3 exons. The coding region runs from base 1 to 1413 and encodes 470 amino acids.